Molecule: messenger RNA, 1320 nt
Organism: Tripterygium wilfordii
Lineage: Eukaryota; Viridiplantae; Streptophyta; Magnoliopsida; Celastrales; Celastraceae
Product: photosynthetic NDH subunit of lumenal location 5, chloroplastic-like
Exons: 3
Coding region: 243-503 (86 amino acids)
Source: RefSeq, a predicted model, not a curated record
AUUUGAUCUAUUGUUUGGCCUUUCUGUUUCUAUUGCCCAGACAAGGUAUCAUACAAACACUUUAUAGUUCAGAAAUCAUAUAGCAAAUGAGAGAUUUGAGACUGCAAUGGCCAGAUUUAAGACAUUCUAAGGUCUCACUUGACCUCACCUGACGACAUAGAGAGACCAACUCCAUCAAUGGAAGCUACUAUGACGACGACGAUGACCCUGGUAAUUUUCCCAUUCUUUAUUUCCUCUUUCACAUGUUUUUUAAGAAAAAAUUAUCCUCGCUAUUUUUUGCAGUCAAAUGCGAGCUUGAUCACGUUCUCAGAACCACAAAGGUUUCAACUUUCAAGUGCUUGGUGCUUCAAUCAGGAAGUAGUGACAAAGUGUUUUUUGAUGCAAGUAUUGGAAAUCCAGUGGGAAAGCUUUCUGGGAGGAUUGUCAUAGGAUUGUAUGGUGAUGAUGUGCCCCAAACAGCGGAAAACCGUGCUUUAUGCACAGAGAAGGGCUUUGGCUUCUAAGGAUCCACAUUCCAUCGGUUAUCAAAGGUUUCAUGAUUCACGGUGGGGAAUUUGAUAAAGGAAAUGUGAGUUCUCCCUUCAUAUUGAGACGUAUAAGCAGAAUAUAUUUGAUAUGCCAUCUUAUUGCUCUAAGUAGCGUAUUUUGACCAUUUAUCUUUCAAGAAGAUAUGUUUUAAUAGGUAGCAAGAGGUCAAGAAACCGUGUGCAAAAAAGCUAAAGGUGGCAAUACCAUGAAUACAGUUGAUGGUAUUUAACUUGAGGCUUCUGAAUGCAUUUUAUAUGGCGAUGCUCGAAAUUUGAUACUUUGUGCAGGGAACUGGAGGCAAAAGCAGAUAUGGGCGUACAUUUAAAGAUGAAAACUUCAAGUGUAAGUUGAUCCUUCCUUAGCCUUGUCGUUUGGUUGGGGCUCAGUAAUACCCCUGCAUGUUAUUUUCUGCCUAAAAAGUAAUGAGAAUAGGAACAUCUGCCUAUGAUUUAUAUUGCAAUCAGAGUUAAGAAAGAAUAUUCUUAAGCUUCCAUUAUUCUUUUCUGUGGUCACUUUGUUUGUGUUAUUGUUUACUUAUCUAUCCAUCUUACCUGGAACUCUGAAGUCUAUAAUGUCUUGUACAGUGCAUCAGGUGAGCUUCCAAUAUCUGAAGCUUGAUCUCAUCAAUGAUGCCUUUGCAUGAUUCCCCCCUUUCGGAACUUGGGACUAUUUUACCAGGUUGAAAAUGCUUUUUUUGAAAUGAAUUUGUUGCCGUUCCAUCUAUAGUUCUUCAUGUCUUUUGUACUGGGAAUAGGAAUCAAGACAAUAAAUACAAUUUUCUUUCUUCUGUUG